This is a messenger RNA of Penaeus chinensis, 769 nucleotides long. RefSeq lists its product as uncharacterized. The transcript is spliced from 4 exons. The record is from RefSeq and is a predicted model, not a curated record. Bases 189 to 569 code for a protein of 126 amino acids. NCBI's taxonomy places the organism in Eukaryota, Metazoa, Arthropoda, Malacostraca, Decapoda, Penaeidae.
ACUGUGUCAUUUUGAAUUGGAACAUUGUCUUUUUUUCUCCUUUUUUUUGGUUCAGGGUUUUGGUUAUCAUCAUUAUUUUCUCUUUUACGAUUUUUUUCACGAAGAUGUGAUUGUAAAAACUACUGAAUUUAACCAUCUUCCUUUGUCUCGCUCUCUCUCUCUCUCUCUCCAGCAGAACUAUAGUCAAGAUGAAGGCCCACGUGAUAGCUUUACUAUUGGCUGUGUUUGUCGUCGAUGCAUUUGCGCAGUCAGAGGGUUCUACCAAUACCACGGUCACAUUGGAGAGUUUGCCAAAGGUCAUCACAUGCGUGUUGAGGAUUCUACCCGAGACCAUGAGGGAGGCUCUCACUGACCGGUCCGCGUUCAUGGAGAACCUGAGGGAAUGCCAUAAGAACAGUACCGGCUCCGACUUACCACAGACAAAGCCCUCUCGUGGAGGCCGACCUCUGGCCUUCAUCCGGGAUAUGAUGUCGUCGGAUAAUACUUUUCCUUCGAUCAUGAUAUGCAUGAUGACCAAGAACGGAAAGCUGGAAACAGUCCAGGGAUGCAUCAACAGUGACACUGAAUGAAGCGUCACUGCUACGCGUCCGCCUUCAUCUUGAACUUGGAUCACCUUCGGUUGGCGAGCUGCUGACUCAUCUUGCCGUGGGGCGCAGCGUCUUCCCCGAGGAUCGUCCCUCACUUACAAGGCAAAAGCAGAGCACAUUCAGCCAUUUUACAUGUGCAAAAAUGACUAGCAUUUCAGGAAUUAAUAAAACCAAGAGCAAAA